GACAGAUUGGAUUUCUUCCUGUCAACCUCUGUACGAGACCUCAACAUACGUCCCACGUCCCCACACAGCCAAGAUCAAGAUGUCCUUCCUUGGAUUCGGCCGUCCUCAGCCCUCGUCGGCUGAGAAGAUCGCCGCCGUCGAGAACGAGAUGAAGAUUGUUUUCGACAUGCAGAACCGUCUGAACAAGAUGUGCCAGCAAAAGUGCAUUCCCAGCGACUACCGCGAGGGCGAGCUCAACAAGGGCGAGAGCGUCUGCCUGGACCGCUGCGCUGCCAAGUUUUUCGACGUCCAUAUGAAGGUCUCGGAUAUCAUGCAGAGCGAGCAGCAGAGGCAGAUGGGUGGCGCCGGCGGUGGUGCUGGCUGGGGCCGAUAGAGCUUCGCUUGGAGCUGGAGAUGCUUCUGAGCUGCCGGAGGAUGGACAGCGCACAGCUCUCUGAUUAUACCUUAUGAAUGCGUCGAAGAGUUGUCAUGGAGAAGCUCGACCACGACUUUCCCUUCCAAGGGAGAUGGGUUUGACUCUCAAAUUCAAUGAGGAAUUGGGCUUCGACCAGGGACUUCGAUGCGGAUUAUGAGUGGGCUAGGGAAAACGGUCCAUGUUGUGGAUUCACAUGCGUGCAUUGUUAGGCUUGGCUUGAUACCCCAUGGGUAUGUGAUAUUGUAUUAUAGACAUUCCCCCUCAUCGAAAGACAGUUUAAAAAAAGAAGAAGAAGAAAAAAAGAAAUCAAAUAUGUCCGCGGCUUGCAUACCAUG
Messenger RNA from Cryphonectria parasitica EP155, 750 nucleotides. Its product is annotated as mitochondrial import inner membrane translocase subunit TIM10. The coding region runs from base 80 to 373 and encodes 97 amino acids. Gene Ontology annotation, biological process: protein insertion into mitochondrial inner membrane. The transcript has 2 exons. The record is from RefSeq and is a predicted model, not a curated record. Lineage: Eukaryota; Fungi; Ascomycota; Sordariomycetes; Diaporthales; Cryphonectriaceae. Gene Ontology annotation, cellular component: mitochondrial inner membrane.